This is a messenger RNA of Colossoma macropomum (tambaqui), 1880 nucleotides long. RefSeq names its product acetyl-CoA acetyltransferase 1 (gene acat1). Gene Ontology annotation, biological process: fatty acid beta-oxidation. The coding region runs from base 50 to 1306 and encodes 418 amino acids. The record is from RefSeq and is a predicted model, not a curated record. The transcript is spliced from 12 exons. Lineage: Eukaryota; Metazoa; Chordata; Actinopteri; Characiformes; Serrasalmidae. Gene Ontology annotation, molecular function: acetyl-CoA C-acetyltransferase activity.
UGCUCCUUUAAAAGCGUCGGUCAGGUUCGUCCUUGUGUAGUUUAGCAGUAUGUCGUCCACAGCACUUCUAACCUCUCAGCUGGGCAGACAGCUGACACACAAGUUGCUGUGCAGGUCUUUCGCCUCCCGUCCAUCUCUAAAUGAAGUCGUCAUCGUCAGUGCAGCUCGGACCCCUGUGGGUUCAUUCAAAGGGAGCCUCUCAUCAGUCCCUGCAACCAAACUGGGCUCCAUCGCCAUCAAAGGAGCGAUCGAUCAAGCAGGAAUUCCUCUGGAGGAGGUGAAGGAGGUGUACAUGGGCAACGUGCUGCAGGCAGGUGAAGGACAGGCGCCAACCCGACAAGCUCUUCUAGGCGCCGGCCUGCCACUCUGUACUCCAGCUACAACGAUUAACAAAGUGUGUGCCUCCGGCAUGAAGUCCAUCAUGUUGGCUGCCCAGAGUUUGAUGUGCGGUCACCAGGAUGUGAUGGUGGCUGGUGGAAUGGAGAGCAUGUCCCAAGUUCCAUACGUGAUGGCCAGAGAGCCGCCCCCGUACGGAGGAGUGAGAAUGGAGGAUCUCAUCGUGAAGGAUGGCCUGACAGACGUGUACAACAAAUUCCACAUGGGAAACUGUGCAGAAAACACAGCGAAGAAUAGCGGCAUUUCUAGAGAGGAGCAGGACGCAUAUGCCAUCAGCUCAUAUACACGCAGUAAAGCAGCAUGGGAGUCAGGAAUCCUGGCCAAAGAGGUGGUUCCAGUGAGCAUCCCACAGAAAGGCAAGCCAGAUGUUGUGGUUAAGGAGGAUGAAGAAUGGAGAAAGGUUGAUUUUAGCAAGGUGCCCAAACUGAGGGCUGUGUUCCAGAAGGAGAACGGCACAGUGACAGCAGCUAACGCCAGCACGCUGAACGAUGGCGCUGCUGCAGUUGUCCUGAUGACUGCAGAUGCAGCCAAAAGACUCAAUGUUACUCCGCUUGCAAGAAUUGUUGCUUUUGCUGAUGCUGCUGUUGCCCCCAUUGAUUUCCCCAUCGCUCCGGCAUAUGCGGUCCCCAAGGUACUUGAGGCUGCCAGUGUUAAGAAGGAUGAUAUUGCCAUGUGGGAAAUAAACGAGGCCUUCAGCGUGGUGGUCCUGGCCAAUAUUAAGAUGCUGGACAUCGACCCAAGCAAAGUUAAUAUCAACGGAGGAGCAGUGUCCCUCGGACACCCUAUUGGAAUGUCUGGGGCGAGGAUCGUUGGGCACAUGGUGCACAACCUGAAGUCUGGUCAGUACGGCCUGGCAGGCAUCUGCAACGGAGGAGGAGGAGCCUCUUCUAUUCUCAUCCAGAAAUAUUAGACUUUUCACCUUCAUUCAAGCUCUCUGUUAGGUCAAAGUGUAGGAGAAUACAUUACAUAUUAACGGAACGGAGUAUUAUCCAGACAGAUAUCAAGAUUCGCGGCCUUAUUUCUGACUUGGUGUGGUUUCUGUCAUGGUCACUCCAAAGUAGAUCACUCCUCCUUCAGCAUUAGGAAAUUAUGGGACUCAUUGGACAUUUUAAAUGUUUGUCAAGGAAAAUUAUUUAUGUUUAUUUAAGAUGUGAGAUGUGUUCUCAUGGGCUUAAUUGUUGCAUUAAGUUUAGGACUUCUCAAAAUGUCAAUGAAAACAAAAAACAAUAGUUCUGGAGAUGCAAUAAAAGGAGAUUGUUUUCAAAGUGUUUCCUGUAUUUAAAGAUACAAAGCAUAUAAUUAAUGAGAAACAUCUCAAAUAAACAUGUACAAGACAGUUUCCAGAAUCCACUGAAGGGCAGAGCAUUAAUAUUUCUGUUUUCUGCUUUUAUCACUAGAGGGCGCCAUUCCUCUGUGACUUGGUUUCAUUGUUCACUGGAAUCACUUGUUAGCAGCAAUACAAAUAAAGCGUCGCAGGAAAAGUG